Phycodurus eques (leafy seadragon) is the source of this 1500-nucleotide messenger RNA. RefSeq names its product PGC-1 and ERR-induced regulator in muscle protein 1-like. Gene Ontology annotation, biological process: response to muscle activity; regulation of DNA-templated transcription. Bases 11 to 1135 code for a protein of 374 amino acids. NCBI's taxonomy places the organism in Eukaryota, Metazoa, Chordata, Actinopteri, Syngnathiformes, Syngnathidae. The record is from RefSeq and is a predicted model, not a curated record. The transcript is spliced from 4 exons. Gene Ontology annotation, cellular component: nucleus; cytoplasm.
AAAUGACAUUAUGGGUUUAAGGAGGACAAAUGAUGAGACACAUGACAGUAAUUACAGUUUUUCCUCUCAGCCCGUUGAGUCCGAACCAGUGGAAACUGGCGAGGACACGUGUGAAGCCGUUCGGUCGGAUUCUGAUUCCACGUCCUCGAAAUGUGUACUAUUGUGGGAGAGUGAACCCGUCGAUAUGUAUCGCGAGAAAGAGACGGUGACAUCUUUCAGCGGUUCUCCGAGACACGGAAACCCACCAGAGGGUCGGCGACGGUUACCGAAAAACGUAAGCGUGCACAAUCUGCGAGCUCUGGAUUCUCUGGAACCCAAAAGCGAAGCAAAGAAAGGCCAAAUGUUACAAACUUUGGAAGAAUUAGAAUUGAAAAAACAAGAUGGGCACCCACAAAGUUUAGAUUCGACAUACUGCUUCAGUUUCUCUCUCUCUGAUAUGUUUCAGUACCUUCUUGGUAGAAAACAACCAAUCCCCAGUCAAUCAGCAACAGAUGACACCAGCAACUUCAACACGGAUGGCAAUUCGGUCCCUGAAACUUACGAUCGUUUCUUUGCAGAGUUCGACGUAGAAAACCUCUUCGACCCUUUCGUCACAGAAGAGAAGCACACGAAGAUUCUUCCAGUCGCGUCUGGACAGACAAAUCUGCACCUGGCGGAAGCCUACGACUACUUCUUUGCAACCUCUUCUUCCGGUGAUUCUGCAGGGGAGGAGGAGGAGGAGGAAAGUUGCGGUCCAAUGACAGUAGUCAGCAGGCUCAACCAAAAAUCAGGACACAUGGACCUUCCCGAUCUGCUCGUUGAACACAGGGAAAACGGGAUCUCCAGACGGAUGUUGGCUGAACCACUUCGAUGCGAAGACAUGCAAAGAGCUGUUCCAAAUCCAAGGACAGAUAUUUCCCUUCUGCCUCUCAGACAAUCAGAUAUGUGCCUGGUCUGUAUUGCAUUUGCGUCCUGGGUGCUGAAGACAGCAAAUCCCCAAGUUGGAGACAUGUGGAAGGCCGUUCUGCUGGCCAAUGUAAGUGCUCUGUCAGCCAUUCGAUACCUGCGGAAGCACGCCAAGGUGGAGGUGGCGGAUGGUCAGAAGAAAGAGCACCUGACCACGCUUGGUGGUACUCGAUGGGCUCUAUUUUUGUGAACAGCGUAAAUCCUGCACGACGGGCGAGGGUGAGACCUAUAUUGGUCAUUUCGUAGACUAUCGCAGGCCGGCGGGUCUGAUAGACGGCGGCCUGCGCCACUGCGGGAGUGUUCAUAACCGACCUCAGUCACUGCCAAUCAAAGCGGCUCCUCUCAUUCCCUUUAAAUCUUGGGAACUCAGAGUCUUGCAUGCACCCUUAUUAAAUACAGAAUGAGCUGGUGAUAACCGCUGCAGACUAUUUUGUUGACUGCUGUUUUAAAUAUUUGCAAAAGAACUAGCAAAGAAGAUUCAAUUCAUGUUUUAAUUUUUAUUUUUUGUCUUUGGGGAAACCUUUUUUUUAACUCGAAUUUUAUAUGUUGAUAUAA